GUACCAGCGAAGCAUUGUGACUUCACUGAUACCGAGCCUGUGAAGACACGCGUGCCUGUCCUAUGUUUAUAAAACACUGUAUAAAGCGCUGUUUGAACUAUUGAUAUUAAUGAUAUACUAUUUUAAAAUUUCAAUAUAGCUCAGUGUAUACUACGUAUUCGGAUUAAUACUGGAACUGGCAAGUUAUUAAUAUUUGGCCACGUAUAUUUAUUGUUUAGUUAUUUGCAUAAACAUUGUAACGUUUUUUGAGUCUUUGAAUUGUUCAUAUUUUAAACUAAAAACUUUUGAUGGAUCGUGAAUGGAUCCCUCCCAACUUACCCUCAAAGUGCACCUGGCAUUUGGGAGCAAAAACAUCGGAUUCACCGCAUUAUCAUGGAAGAAAUGUUAGGACAACCAAAAUAAUGUCAAAUGUCCUAGAAGGAAUUGGUGAUACUCCACUAGUGAGAAUUAAUCGUAUUGGUAAAAGCUUUGGUCUGAAGUGCGAAAUAUUGGUGAAAUGUGAAUAUUUCAACUCUGGGGGUUCUGUGAAAGAUAGAAUUGGACUGAGAAUGGUUGAGGAUGCUGAAAGAAAAGGAAUAUUGAAACCUGGAACUACAUUGAUUGAACCUACAUCUGGGAAUACAGGUAUUGGUCUCGCUCUCGCUGCUGCGGUUAAAGGCUAUCGUUGUAUCAUAGUUAUGCCAGAGAAGAUGAGUCGAGAAAAAGUUGAUGUUCUUCGAGCUUUGGGAGCUGAAAUUGUCAGAACACCUUCGUUAGCAGGAUAUGAUGCACCAGAAUCGCAUAUUGGUGUUGCUCAGAGAUUGAACAAAGAGAUUGCCGACUCUGUCAUUCUGGAUCAGUACCGUAAUGCAGGAAAUCCUGUGGCUCACUAUGAUACGACAGCUGAAGAAAUUCUGGAUCAAUGUGACGGAAAAGUAGACAUGGUAGUUAUUGGCGCUGGAACUGGUGGAACAAUUACUGGAAUUGCUCGUAAGAUAAAAGAAAAAUUGCCAAAUUGCAAGAUAAUUGGUGUUGAUCCAUAUGGUUCUGUAUUGGCUGAACCCAGUAAACUGAAUGAAACCGACGUUACACUCUAUCAGGUCGAAGGCAUUGGUUAUGAUUUUAUACCAACUGUACUGGACAGAUCACUUGUAGAUGAGUGGAUUAAGACGGAAGACAAAGAAUCAUUUUUAAUGUCACGAAGACUUAUAAGAGAAGAAGGAUUGCUUUGUGGUGGAUCAAGCGGAACAGCAAUGGUUGCUGCUGUAAAAGCUGCAAAACAACUUAAGGAAGGUCAACGUUGUGUUGUUAUUUUGCCUGACUCAGUAAGAAACUACAUGACAAAAUUCCUCAGUGAUGACUGGAUGGCUGAGCACAAAUUCAUAGAGUUGAACGUUCCUGAUACUUUAAGUAAAUUGUGGUGGUGGGAAGAGAAGGUCAGUUGUCUGGAUCUAAAACCUCUUGUAUCCGUUCUCUCGUCAGUCACAUGUCAACAAGUCAUUGAUAUCUGCAACAAAGAAUCUUACGAUCAACUGCCAGUGAUUGGAGCCGGGAAAAUCUUAGGUGUUGUAACCGUUGGACAUAUCAUAUCACGAAUUGUUCGUGGUCAGGCAACAACAGAUAGCUGUAUUUCAGAUGUCAUGUACAAAUCAUUCAACAAGGUGACGUUAGAUACUACCCUUGGAGAGUUAUCCAGAUUGUUAGACAGCGAUCACUUUGUUAUUGUCGUGUUAAAGCAACUCGUGUAUACUGGAGAAAAAGCAACAGAAGAUGAAGUGGCAUCAGGCAUUGUGACACGCAUUGAUCUCCUGAACUUUAUAAGUGGCAAGCCAAAAUAGAUUUCAGUCUUUUUUUCAACCACAACAAUUUUAAUCUCAGGAAUGAAAUAGUCAUCCUUGAAUACAAAGUUUGACAAAUUGGUUAAUUUUUUGUUGGAUAAAUUUAGUUAUACUAUAUAUUAAGUCAUAACGAUCCAUCGAGUCCGUCUUUGAGGUAAAUGUCGCAUUGCAUGCAUGUAAUGUAACUAUAAUUGAUGAAACUGAUACUCAAAUCGUAUUUUUGUUCCUUCUAUAUCGGUACAAACGUACGUUAAAAUAAAGGUCCAUGCAAUCAAAUAAUACAUAUGAGCUAUACUGGGCAAGUGUUAUUAUUACUAUAGCAUUUUUCGAUACGUUGAUUUUUCGAUACGUUGAUCGCGCUAACCCGGCCGGCCAUGCUUCUCACAUCUCAACAACAUUGCAUGCUCGGACCGUGAACUAUAUAUAUGCAGUUAUACUUAUAGUCACAAUCUUAAAAUAAGUUGGAUAU
Messenger RNA from Dendronephthya gigantea, 2286 nucleotides. Its product is annotated as cystathionine beta-synthase-like. Gene Ontology annotation, cellular component: cytoplasm. The transcript has 17 exons. Lineage: Eukaryota; Metazoa; Cnidaria; Anthozoa; Malacalcyonacea; Nephtheidae. Bases 288 to 1817 code for a protein of 509 amino acids. Gene Ontology annotation, molecular function: cystathionine beta-synthase activity; cysteine synthase activity. The record is from RefSeq and is a predicted model, not a curated record.